Grammomys surdaster is the source of this 1008-nucleotide messenger RNA. RefSeq names its product L3MBTL histone methyl-lysine binding protein 3 (gene L3mbtl3). The coding region runs from base 103 to 1008 and encodes 301 amino acids. The transcript has 10 exons. Gene Ontology annotation, cellular component: nucleus. The record is from RefSeq and is a predicted model, not a curated record. NCBI's taxonomy places the organism in Eukaryota, Metazoa, Chordata, Mammalia, Rodentia, Muridae. Gene Ontology annotation, biological process: regulation of DNA-templated transcription.
CGCGCACAUGCGCACUGCGCCCGCAGCCCUGGACCAUUUGUCAGGACUACUCGUGAGACGGAGAAAAAAAAGAGAGAAAAUUUGGGGGUUACAAACUAAAUCAUGACUGAAUCUGCAUCUAGCACAAGUGGUCAAGAGUUUGAUGUGUUCAGUGUUAUGGACUGGAAAGACGGAGUUGGUACCCUACCAGGAAGUGAUCUAAAGUUUCGGGUAAAUGAGUUUGGAGCUUUGGAAGUUAUCACAGACGAAAGUGAGAUGGAAAGUGUCAAGAAAGCAACAGCCACUACCACGUGGAUGGUCCCAACUGCUCAGGACGCCCCGACCUCUCCCCCGAGCUCCAGGCCCGUAUUUCCACCUGCCUACUGGACAUCUCCACCUGGAUGUCCCACAGUCUUUUCAGAGAAGACUGGGGUAUCCUUCAGGCUGAAGGAGCAAUCGAAAGCAGAUGGGCUUCAGUUUUGUGAGAACUGUUGUCAGUAUGGCAACGGAGAGGAGCGUCUUUCUGGAGGAAAACAUUGCAGCCAGAAUUGUGCUCGGCAUGCCAAAGACAAAGAUCAGAAGGAAGACCGGGACGGAGGCGAAGACAAUGAUGAGGAGGAUCCUAAAUGUAGUCGGAAGAAAAAACCAAAAUUGUCUCUGAAGGCUGACUCCAAGGAAGAUGGAGAAGAGAGAGAUGAUGAAAUGGAGAACAAACAAGAUGGAAGGAUCCUGAGGGGUUCUCAGAGAGCCAGAAGGAAAAGACGCGGGGAUUCAGCUGUCUUAAAGCAGGGCUUGCCUCCUAAAGGCAAGAAAACUUGGUGCUGGGCUUCCUACCUGGAGGAGGAGAAAGCUGUGGCAGUUCCCACAAAGCUGUUCAAAGAGCACCAGUCCUUCCCAUACAACAAAAACGGAUUUAAAGUGGGCAUGAAGCUAGAGGGCGUGGACCCUGAGCACCAGGCUGCGUACUGCGUCCUCACGGUGGCUGAGAGUCUAAGAGUACUGAUCUCUGACCCAUCUGCCUCUUACUAA